AUGAUAUUGGUAGUAAAAAUUGUGAACAAGAUCAGAGCUCAAGCGUUACAAAGAAGAUUAUUCAAAACACUGGCCGAUGAAAUUGACUGUCAAUACGGGGAACUACUUCUUCACUCUGAGGUCCGAUGGUUAAGUAGGGGACGAGUGUUGAAACCUUCAGGGGAGAGACAAGGAACUAGCAAAAAUGAUUUAUUAUAUAAAAGCGUUCAUCAAAAAGAUUUGGGAACAAAACAAUCGAUGGCGAUACUAGGCUUUUCCCUGUUCUUCCAGAAAUUUCCUAAAACAGCCGAUGAGUGGUACAAAAUUGCCAUAGAUUGCGAAGAGAAGUGGCAAUUUCCUCAUUGUUUGGGCGCAAUCGAUGGAAAGCAUGUCCGGAUUGUUCCACCAAAGGAUAGUGAUUCAUACUACUUCAACUACAAGAAGACCACUUAG
Molecule: messenger RNA, 432 nt
Organism: Acanthoscelides obtectus
Lineage: Eukaryota; Metazoa; Arthropoda; Insecta; Coleoptera; Chrysomelidae
Source: the annotation of a GenBank genome assembly